UUUCUUUUAAACUGGCGUAUUUGGUGUUGGAUAAUAUGGUGGUUAUCACAAAUUUGGAUUACAAUACAACUUUGGCAAGGCAAAAAUGAAAAACUUGCUCCUAUAGAGAAAAUUUUCUAUAAUUCUAAUUACGAUACAAUCUUGAUUGAUCAGUUUUUAGGAUUAAAUAAAAGGAAACAUGAAAAUUAUCAUACUGCUAAAGAAAAGGAAUCCUCAGACUCUAUUAUGGAAUUUGAGGUUUUACUUUUUGUAGUAUAUUACUUUUGUAUUGAAACAUUUCAGAUGAGUUCAAACAAAAUAUAUGAUUUAAAUAAUACUGAUUCAAUACAUUCUAAGAAUAAUAUAACUAACAAAAGAAAUACUCAUGUUCCUCAAAUUUAUGCUUGUGCGACUAUGUGGCAUGAAAAUAAACAAGAAAUGAAUGAGUUGAUUGGAAGUAUUUUAAGACUCGAUAAAGAUCAAUGUGCCAUGAAAGUUACACAGAAGUAUUAUAAUAUUUCUAUUAAAGAUUAUUAUGAACUUGAAAAAACAAUGCAGGAAAACAUAAAAAGUCUUGGUAUACUUGAUAUACCACCAACUAAAUAUCCAACUCCUUAUGGUGGUCAACUUGUUUGGAAUUUACCUGGAAAAACAUGUCUAACAGUACAUCUUAAAGAUAAAAAUAAAAUCAGACACAGAAAACGAUGGAGUCAGGUCAUGUACAUGUAUUAUCUUCUUGGGUAUCGUUUUAUGAACUCAUCAAUAGAUUUUGAUACUAAAGAACUGGUGGCAGAAAAUACUUACAUCCUAACAUUAGAUGGAGAUGUUGACUUUCAACCAGCAGCUGUUAAAGCAUUGAUAGAUUUGAUGAAAAAAGAUAAGGAGUUAGGAGGAGCUUGUGGAAGAAUACACCCAAUAGGAAAAGGUCCCAUGAUUUGGUUUCAAAAGUUUGAAUAUGCUGUUGGACAUUGGCUUCAAAAAUCAACAGAGCACACAAUAGGUUCUGUUCUAUGCAGCCCAGGCUGCUUUUCUCUUUUUAGAGCAAAAGCUUUAAUGGAACAUAACGUUAUAGCUAAAUAUGCUACAAAGUCAACUGAACCCAAACAUUAUAUUCAAUAUGAUCAAGGAGAAGAUCGAUGGCUUUGUACAUUAAUUUUACAAGCUGGUUGUAAAGUAGAAUAUUGUGCAGCUAGUGAUGCUUACACACAUGCUCCAGAAUCAUUUGAAGAAUUUUAUAUUCAACGUCGGCGAUGGAUACCAUCAACCAUGGCUAACAUUUUUGAUUUACUAGAAACUUCAAAGGAAACCAGAAAGUUAAAUAAGAAUAUUUCAUGGCCUUAUGUAGCUUAUGAAUGGAUUUUAACAGCUUAUAGCAGCAAAAGUUAUUACUAUCUUAUAUAGUUUAGUAAUGAUAAUUGUAUUAGUUGGAAUAAUAUUACAAAUAGCAGCAGAUGGACUCAUUGCACCCAAUGCUCUUUUAUUUUUUAUUAUAAUCGGUCAAUUUACAAUGACAGCCUUUUUACAUCCUCAAGAAUUAUCAUGUUUACCUAAUGCAGCAAUUUAUUAUGUUACUGUACCAUCUAUGUACAUGUUACUCAUCAUUUUUUCUAUCUUCAAUUUACAUAAUAUUACAUGGGGGACCAGAGAAUCAAAAUUACAAAGACAAAUGUAAAACUUCUAAACAUAAGAAUUCAAAGGAAUUAGAAAAAUACUUAGAAUUUAUUCAUACCUCUAUAACUGAAAUUAAUAUUCGUUUAAAGCACAUAGAAAGUACUUUGGAACUCAACAAUAUAUCAAAAAAUAAUAUAGAAGAAAAAAAUAAUGAUCAAAAUAAAAUAUAUGAUGAAGUACAAUUGCAAGUUUCUGAAAACUUGAAUACAAAUAUAGAUUCAGAAACAGAAACUUCGGAAUAUAGCUGCGCCAGUGAUUAUCAAAAUGAUCCAAAUUAUGUAAUAAAUCCUCACUGGAUACAAGAUGAACAUUUGAAAAAUGGAAAAAUUGAUUUUCUUUCGUACGCAGAAGAAGAAUUUUGGAGACAGUUAAUUGAAAAGUAUUUACAUCCUAUCGAAAUUGACAUGGAAAAACAAGUACAUUUAGCAAAAGAGUACAAGCAUUUGGAACCAAUUGGAUGUCUCUUCAUUGUUGCAUUUGUUUUUAUUUUGUUAAUUCAAUUUUUAGCUAUGUUAAGUCAUCGAUUCAAAACAUUUAUCCAUAUACUUGCUAAUGUGAAAUUAAGUUUACCCUGUUUUAAAAAGAAAAGAAAUGUAUCAAAUGAUUUAGUCACUAGUACACAUGCAAAAAAUAUAGCAGAAGGUCUCCAAAGUGCAAUUGAAAAUCAUACAAUAAACAAUUUAAGAAAUAGAUCAGAAUCUUCUUUAAAAAAACGUAGUAUUAUUCGAGAUUUGAUAGAAGAUACUCAAGAUUUUUCGAAGAGACCUUCUAAUUUUGAAGUUCUCUUCAAUAAGAAAUUAAGGGAUAAAUCUGGAUUUAAGAAAACAAUGUCUUUAAGAAUACCAAAAGACGUACUGGAAGCAUUCGAACAGCGUCGUUCAAAUAUUUUGACAGAACAUAAGUUGCGAUCUCAAAAUAAUAAAUAAGAAAUAUUUUAAAAAAUAUAUACAUACUUGACGUUUAUCUUAUAUAAAUACGGUUUUUUUUGUCAUAUAAUUGUCAUAAACACGCAUUUCAUGAAACAUAAUACAUAAUACACACUACAUGCUAUUACUACACUACUUACAUAUUGGCUAAAGUCUAAGGAUUUAUGUGGGUUAGUAUUCCAUAAUUUUAAAAUAAUAGUUGCCAACAUAGGAAAUAAAAAAUUCCAGAUUCAAUGCAAGUUCUCUUGUCUCUAAUUCUAACCUCUACUUGUAACUAUUGUAAAUGUUACAGCCCAAGUAAUAUAUAAACUAUAUAACCUCUUUUGCUAAUAGUGUUAACAUUUUAGAAUGACAAAUUCUCCUGAACUUGAAAAAAGUAAACCAAUAGAUUCUGAACAAAGUUCUUCAGAAAGUUCUGAAGAAAAUAAACAUGACAAUGAGUCUGAGAAAUCAUUAAAGACAAGAGAUAGUGCAAAAUCAAGUGAUAGUGAUGGAGAAACAACCUUAGCACCAAAAGAAAAUAGUGGUUCAGAAGCAGAUAAUGACAUAAAAAAGAUAAAACCAUUAAUAGAUUCUGAUUCAGAAAGUGAGCCAGAAGAUAAACAAACUUUAGCUCCAACAGCAGAUGCUCUUUUUGGAGAUGCUAGUGAUAUCAGCACAGAUGAUGAAAAAGAUAAAGAUGAGAAAAGAGAAAAGAGCAGAAGUAGAAGCAGAAGC
This is a messenger RNA of Heterotrigona itama, 3293 nucleotides long. The record is from the annotation of a GenBank genome assembly. Lineage: Eukaryota; Metazoa; Arthropoda; Insecta; Hymenoptera; Apidae.